Vicia villosa (hairy vetch) is the source of this 4035-nucleotide messenger RNA. RefSeq lists its product as uncharacterized. NCBI's taxonomy places the organism in Eukaryota, Viridiplantae, Streptophyta, Magnoliopsida, Fabales, Fabaceae. The transcript has 5 exons. The record is from RefSeq and is a predicted model, not a curated record. Gene Ontology annotation, molecular function: RNA-DNA hybrid ribonuclease activity; nucleic acid binding. The coding region runs from base 1 to 4035 and encodes 1344 amino acids.
AUGAAGAUUCUCAGCUGGAAUUGUCGGGGCCUGAGCAACCCGCGUGCAAUUCCGAAUUUGCGACAGCUAGCUCAAAAACAUCGUCCUGAUGUUUUAUUUCUGUCGGAAACAUUAUCGAAGAAGCAGAAACUUGAAAGUAUCCGUGUUAUGUUACAAUUUGACUCUUGUUUAUCGGUUGAUGUCGUCGGAAGAAGCGGUGGAUUGGCGGUGCUGUGGAGGGACUCUGCUAAUUGUAGAAUUGUCAACUUCUCUAGGAAUUAUGUGAAUAUAUUGGUUGAGGAUGAGAUGAAAGGAGUUUGGCGACUUACUUUUUACUAUGGCUAUCCGGAGAGAAAUCGGAGAAGAGAUGCGUGGUCUAUGCUUCGUGAGCUUAGAGAUUUGUCGCAUGAGCCGUGGUGUGUCAUUGCUGAGGAAGUAUUCUUUCAAAUUGAGAACGCUUGGCUAAAAAAUGAUGAACUAGAAGAUGUGGUAAGGAAAGGGUGGCAGGCUGCUAAUAACAAUGGGGUGCUGAACCGAAUAAGCAACUGUGCGAAGGAGUUGACAAGAUGGAAUAGGGUGAAUGGAAAAGAACAGCGCUACACACUGUCACUUCAUAUGGCAGCCAUGGAAGCGGCGAGAUCGGCGAAUGACGAAAGGGCAGCAGCUAGAUUUAUUGAGGCACAAAGGGAGUAUAACAAAAUUCUGAUCCAGGAGGAGAUUUUUUGGAAACAAAGAGCAAAAAUGCAUUGGCUACAAUAUGGCGAUUCGAAUACGAAGUUUUUCCAUAGGUCGGCUACUGUUCGGAAGAGAUUCAAGAGAAUAGAUUCGCUUAUGGAUGAAACAGGGGCCGUGGUAAAAGAACAAGAGGAUCUAAGUCGGAUCGCAAAAACUUAUUUUGAAGAACUGUUUGUUGCAAAGCCGGGGCUGUAUGAUCCGGUCUUGAAUUGUGUUCAGCCGGUUAUUACUCAGGAUGACAAUAGUAAGUUGAUCUCGCAUAUCACUAAAGUGGAAUUAUAUGAAGCUCUUACUCAGAUGCACCCGAAUAAGUCUCCGGGUCCCGACGGGUUUAAUCCGGCUUUCUACCAACACUUUUGGUAUUUGUGUGGUGAUGAUAUCUUUCAUGCUGUGACUACGUGGAUGACCAGGGGUUUUUUCCCACCUGAGCUUAAUGAGACUAACAUAUGUCUUAUACCUAAAUGUCCUAAUCCUAAGAAUAUGAAGGAUCUCAGGCCCAUCUCUCUUUGUAAUGUUGUGUACAAGUUAAUUUCCAAGGUACUUGCCAAUCGGUUGAAGUUGGUUUUAGAUAAGUGUGUUUUGGAGGAGCAAUCGGCUUUCAUUGAAGGGAGAUCCAUUCUUGACAACGCUAUGGUAGCUACUGAAAUUAUUCAUGCGUUGAAAAGAAAGACGAGUGGUAACAUGGCUAAUCUGGCGCUAAAGAUUGAUAUUAGUAAAGCCUACGAUAGAGUUGACUGGGGUUUUCUGAGAGAGAUCAUGAGGCGCAUGGGGUUUGAUGAGAGAUGGAUUCAUUGGUUGUUGAUGUGUGUAACUUCGGUGCAUUAUUCGGUGCUCGUUAAUUCUGAUAGAGUCGAACCCAUUUUUCCUGGAAGGGGAUUGAGACAAGGCGAUCCUUUGUCACCUUAUCUGUUUAUUCUAGUUUUUGAAGGCCUUUCUGCUCUCAUUAAAAGAGCCGUUUCACGCGGAGAUAUUCAUGGAGCACAUAUAUGCAGGGGGGCACCUAGUGUGUCUCACUUGCUUUUUGCUGACGAUUAUUUUCUAUUUUGCAGGGCAAAUAUUAUGGAGGCGUCUAACCUUAUGGGGAUUUUAAAAAUUUAUGCUGAUGUGACGGGUCAAGUGAUUAAUCUUUCUAAAUCCGAAGUGUUUUUCAGUCGUAACCUGAGUGGGCCAGCUCAAGAGGAUUUAGCCAAAUUGAUGGGGGUGAGACGUGUUAUAGGAACAGGGACUUAUUUGGGUCUACCGUCAAUGAUUGGGAGAAGUAAGAAGGCAAUGUUCUCUUUUAUUAAGGAUCGGAUAUGGAGAAGAAUCAAUUCUUGGAGUGGUAGGUCUUUAUCUAAAGCGGGGAAAGAGGUUAUGAUUAAAUCAGUGCUUCAGUCGAUUCCGGCUUAUAUUAUGAGUAUCUAUUUGAUUCCGGAUGGGGUGACGGAGGGAGGUUUGGGAUUUAGGGAUUUCAAAGCUUUCAAUAUGGCUAUGGUGGCAAAACAAGGUUGGAAUUUUUUGGGGAAGCCCAAUUCUCUUGUAUCUAGAAUCUUCAAAGCAAGGUACUUUCCUCACUCAUCUUAUAUAGAUUCAAAGGUUGGCAACAAUCCGAGUUUUGUUUGGCGUAGUUUGUGGAAAGCUAAGGAGGUGUUAAAGAUUGGGAGUAGGUGGAGUAUAGGAGAUGGAAGGAGUAUCAAGGUGAUGCAUGAUCCAUGGCUUCGUGAAAAAGGAAGUCGAUGGGUUGGAGGACCACAAAACCAAGAUGCGCAUGAACUUUAUGUUAAGGAUCUCUUUCUUCCCAAUGUCAAACAAUGGGAUGUGGGUAAGGUGACUAAUCUUUUUGAUCAUGUGGGGGCUGAAUCUAUUCUUAAAGUUCCUUUGGUGGAAGAGGUUAAGGAGGACAGGUUGGUUUGGCAAGAGGAGCAAAAUGGUGAAUAUAGUGUGAAGUCGGGUUAUAGGAUUUGGAGAGAGAAGCAAAGUAGCUCUCGGGAUCUUGGGGUGGAAGGAAAUUGGAAGAAGUUGUGGAGUAUAUCUGCUCCGUCUAGAGCGAAGCAUCUUUUAUGGCGUAUUUGUAGAGGUUGCCUUCCAACUCGUAUAAAGCUACAACAACACCAUGUAAUUUGCCCCCUCUCUUUGUCCUUGGUCUGUGAGGACCGUAGGGAUGCAGGAAGAUUUACGGUCAUGCUUGAGGCUCUUUGGAGAAGUAGGAAUAAUGUGGUAUGGCUGGAUAGUCGAGAAGAUGCAAUAAGAAUUGGCUUACAAGCCUACCACAAUUGGUAUGAUUGGUUUCAAGCCAAAGAGGAGUCUGUGGUGUGCGAUAAUAAUACUAAUUCCGUUGAUUGGAUUCCACCUAUGGUUAACCGGGUGAAAUGCAAUGUUGAUGCAGGUUUUAAUAAUGUUCGUGGAUCGACUAAUAGAGGGUGGUGCUUUAGAGAUCAUUUGGGAAGAUUCAUCAGUGCAGGUGCUUCGUGGGAUGUGGGACUCUUGUCCGUUUUUGAAGCCGAAGCUAUUGCUUUAAAGGAAGCUAUCCAGCAUGCUAUUUCCUCCCAAUUUUCUCAUGUUACAUUUGAAUGUGAUUGCCAAGUUAUUGUCAAUUCUAUCCAUACUAAGCAUGUUGGAUCCUCUGAAUUUAGUUUUAUCAUUAAGUCUGUUCAGAAUUUGUUGUGCUCUUUUCCGAACUUUGAGGUUAAGUUCAUUAAGCGCCAAGCGAAUUCUGUUGCCCAUACAUUAGCUAAGGCGGCCAAUUCUUGGACUAGGCGCUUGAGGGUGAAUGUCCAAAAAUGCUCCAUCAAUUUUGGGGUUGUUGAGGAGAAGGUCAAAGGUGAAAUCCUGCAGCAGACUGGGUUUAAGGAGGGUUAUCUUCCCUUUAAAUACCUUGGCAUCCCUAUAACUGAUAAAAAGUUGGCUAUCAAACACUACUUGCCCCUGAUCGAGAGAAUUGUGAAUAGGGUUACUCAUUGGAGUGCCAAGCUCCUCACGUAUGCUGGCAGACUCCAAUUGGUCCAGAGUGUGAUUUUUGCCACGGUGAACUUCUGGAUGCAAUGUCUUCCUCUGCCCAAGGUUGUAAUUCAGAGGAAUGAUGCUAUUUGUAGAAGCUUUAUUUGGUUUGGGAGUAGUACAAUCUGCAGAAAAUCUCCAGUUGUGUGGCAUAAGGUCUACAGUCCUAAGAAGAAUGGUGGCAUGAACUUGAUUGAUUUGUCUGUGUGGAACAGGGUCCAGCUGAUGAAACUGUUAUGGAACAUCCAUAGGAAAUCUUACAACAUAUGGAUCCGAUGGAUCCAUGCAUACUAUGUUAAGAAGGAUAAUGUGAUGAACAUGGAUUGCAGGCCUAGUUUCUCUUAG